CUGAAGGAARAGACCAAGAUGAAUGCAGAGCCCGAGAAGAAAUUUGGCGUGGUGGUGGUUGGUGUUGGCAGAGCUGGCUCUGUCAGGAUGAGGGACUUGCGGAAUCCACAUCCUUCCUCAGCGUUUCUGAACUUGAUCGGUUUCGUGUCCAGACGGGACCUUGGGAGCAUUGAUGAAGUGCAGCAGAUAUCUUUGGAAGAUGCUCUUUCCAGCCAAGAAGUGGAGGUUGCCUACAUCUGCAGCGAAAACACCAGUCAUGAGGACUACAUCAGGAAGUUCCUGAAUGCUGGCAAGCAUGUCCUUGUGGAAUAUCCCAUGACGCUGUCUUUAGCAGCAGCUCAGGAAUUGUGGGAGCUGGCCRAGCAGAAAGGAAAAGUUUUGCAUGAGGAACAUAUUGAACUGUUGAUGGAGGAAUUUGCUUUCCUGAAAAAAGAAGUGGUGGGAAAAGAACUGCUGAAAGGGUCUCUCCUCUUCACAGCUGGCCCUUUGGAAAAAGAACGGUUUGGCUUCCCUGCAUUCAGUGGCAUCUCUCGCCUGACCUGGCUGGUCUCUCUCUUUGGGGAGCUCUCCCUUGUGUCUGCCACUUUGGAAGAGCGAAAAGAAGAUCAGUAUAUGAAAAUGACUGUGCACUUGGAGACCGAAAACAAAUGUCCACUGUCAUGGAUUGAAGAGAAAGGACCUGGUCUAAAACGAAACAGAUAUUUAAGCUUCCAUUUCAAAUCUGGGUCCCUGGAGAAUGUGCCAAAUGUAGGUGUCAAUAAGAACAUUUUCCUAAAAGAUCAAAAUAUAUUUGUCCAGAAACUCUUAGGCCAGUUCUCUGAGAAGGAACUGGCGGCUGAAAAGAAGCGCAUCCUGCACUGCCUGUCUCUUGCAGAAGAAAUCCAGAAAUACUGCCUUCCAAAGAAGUGAGGAGGAAGUGACCCAGGGCUCUCAGAUCGGAUCAGAGUUUGAUGUUUAUCAAGAAUUGACCUUUAUUCUUAUAAUUAAACAUUAGCUAAAAACAGGAUUAUCUUACUGUAGUAGUUGCUUUGGGGUGAUAUUUUGGAUUGGGACUAUGCAGUUUGGAUGAGGAAAGAACUUACCUUGGUUGAGCUGAGCCAAAUGCUCUGUAUGCUGUUUUCAUUUACUCCUCCCCACAGCCCUAUGAGAAGGGCGUGGGCAUGCCUCUCAUUAAUGAACCAGAAAACCUUGUUUSAAGUCAACCAGAUAGUAAAUAGCAGAACUGGACUUUUAAGCCUACCUGUGAUCUGAACCACUACCAAAUGCUGCCUUAAACUCUUUCCUGCAUUAAAG
Messenger RNA from Urocitellus parryii (Arctic ground squirrel), 1293 nucleotides. RefSeq names its product biliverdin reductase A (gene Blvra). Gene Ontology annotation, molecular function: zinc ion binding; biliverdin reductase [NAD(P)H] activity; nucleotide binding. Gene Ontology annotation, cellular component: cytoplasm. Gene Ontology annotation, biological process: heme catabolic process. NCBI's taxonomy places the organism in Eukaryota, Metazoa, Chordata, Mammalia, Rodentia, Sciuridae. The record is from RefSeq and is a predicted model, not a curated record.